AUGUUGUUAGAUGAAAAGAAUCAAGUCUUAACAACCAAUUUAUGGUUAGAAAUGAGGUGGAGUGAUGCGCGUCUCCAAUGGGAUCCUAAUAAAUAUGGGGGUAUUCGUCAGUUACACAUCCCUAGCACUGAUAUAUGGAUACCCGAUUUUGUAUUAUAUGACAAUGCGGCAGGCGAUCCGGACAUAACAAUUUUCACUGAUGCCCUAAUUUCGUAUAAUGGACGUGUUUAUUGGCAGCCCCCAGCAAUUUACAAAUCUUUUUUAAAAUGGUUUCCUUAUGACAAACAAGAUUGUAGAAUGAAAUUUGGUGCCUGGUCAUAUACUGGAAAUUAUGUUGAUUUACAUUUAAUACAACAAGAAAAUUCUGAAAAUGUUAAUAAUAAAAUUAAUUUAAAUAAAAAAAGAGAGGAAGACGAUGAUAUUGAAUAUAAUGAAAUGGGAAUGGAUUUGAGCUUUUUUUAUAAAUCAGCAGAAUGGGAUUUAAUGAAUUUAACGUCUGCAAGACAUGCAGUACUUUACACAAGUUGUUGUGGCCCAGAGACUUAUGUUGACAUAACUUAUUAUUUGGAAUUGAGGCGGAAAACCCUUUUCUUCACUUGUAAUUUAAUUGUUCCUUGUUUUUUAAUUUCUUUUUUGACAACAUUUGUGUUUUACCUUCCGGAUCAUAAAAUAACAUUUUCAAUUUCUAUACUGGUUACACUUACAGUUUUCUUUUUGGUUUUGAUUGAUUUAAUGCCUCCAACAAGUUUGGAAGUACCCAUGUUUGGACAAUAUUUAAUUACAACUAUGGCUUCAGUAAAUAUUCGUUUUCGAAAUGGUUCUACUCAUCAAAUGUCCCCGUGGAUUCGAAUUGUAUUUUUGGGUGUUUUACCAAAAAUUUUGUUAAUGAAACGCCCCGAGCGUCAACAACUCGAAACAAACACAAAUUCAUUAAACAAUUUUAUGGUGGAGACAAGACAAGGACUUGAACCUUCAUCAUCUUCCUCUUCCUUUAAUUUUGAAUAUUCUAAUAAAAAGGCAACCAUUUCCUCCCCUUCAAAUUUAUUUAAUAAUCGCUCAAAACUCCCACAAACUUCAAUUUUUAACAAAAAUAAAAAAGAAAAAUAUGACAAACCGCCCCCAUAUUUUUCCUUUACAACAACAAAUACCCAUAAAAAUUCUGAUAAAAAUAAUAAUUCAAAAGAAAAAAAUUUUUCGGAAGAAAAUAUUUAUGCAGAACCUUCUACAAGUAGAGAAAUACGGCAACAAUUUUGUAGCAAUAAAAGUCAAAAAUUGAAGAAGAUUGAAUAUACAUGGAAUGAACAACGAGUUUUAUACAAUCUGGCUAGACAACGUGCCCGCUCAAAGGAUAGAUGA
Meloidogyne enterolobii is the source of this 1356-nucleotide messenger RNA. Lineage: Eukaryota; Metazoa; Nematoda; Chromadorea; Rhabditida; Meloidogynidae. The record is from the annotation of a GenBank genome assembly.